UCCUUCCUUCAUUCACGCAUAAACUUCUUCUCAAUCUCCCAACAUUAGAAACCGCCGCCGCACGCCUCUUUUCAAUCUCUCAAGAAAACCGCCGCCGCCGCCUUCCUUCCUUCCUUCCUUCCUUCACUGUAAACCGCCGCCGCCGUUCAUAAGGUAGUUAUGACAUCUUCAGCAGCUUUGCGGAUAAACAAUAUUCGACGACACUUUGAUUCGGAUAACACAGUCAACAAGCCUACCGAAGUUAAUGCUGCUGGAGCUUCGUCAAUCAAUGUGAAGGUAGCUUCAGAGGUUUCUGAAGCGUUAUCACUAGGACGUGCAGUUGUUGCUCUGGAAUCUACCAUCAUUUCACAUGGGAUGCCAUAUCCUCAAAACUUGCAAACUGCGAAAGAGGUUGAAGGAAUUGUCAAAAAGAACGGUGCAGUUCCUGCAACUAUUGCCAUUUUAGAUGGCGUGCCUAUCGUAGGUCUAAGUGGGGAAGAACUUGAAAGGUUAGCUACUUUGGGACCCAGAGCUCAGAAAACAGCUCGAAGGGAUAUUGCAUAUGUUGUGGCUAGAGGUGGAAAUGGUGCUACUACUGUUUCUGCAACAAUGUUUUUGGCUUCUAUGGUUGGUAUUCACGUCUUUGUGACUGGUGGGAUUGGGGGAGUUCACAGGCAUGGGGAAUAUACUAUGGACAUAUCUUCCGAUAUCACCGAGCUUGGAAGAACACCAGUAGCAGUUAUAUGUGCUGGUGUAAAGUCAAUAUUGGAUAUUCCCCGGACCCUUGAAUAUCUGGAAACACAAGGAGUUUGUGUUGCUGCUUACAAGACGAAUGAGUUUCCUGCCUUUUUCACAGCAUCAAGUGGCUGCAAGGUUCCAUGUCGGGUAGAUACCCCUGAAGAGUGUGCUUCCUUAAUAGAAGCAAACAUCAAACUCAAGGUCGGCAGUGGAAUUUUGAUAGGAGUUCCUAUUCCUCAAGAACAGUCGGCUUCUGGACACAUAAUUGAAUCUGCCAUCAAAAAAGCCCUUGAAGAAGCAAGGGAAAAGAAUAUAUCAGGAAAUGCUCAGACUCCUUUCUUGCUUGAUAGAGUAAAUGCACUCACCGGAGGUGCCUCACUUGCUUCAAACAUUGCUCUUGUGAAGAACAAUGCCCUUAUUGGGGCUAAAGUUGCUGUAGCCCUUGCCCCUUGCUCUGCUAAGUGAAAACAAUCAAAGGAAACAAGAGAUAGAGUAGCACAAAGGAAGAUAUGUUAAAGAAAAUGUUCAAUUAGUAUGCAUGGCUGAUAUGAAGGAAUUUUACAGACGUAAAAUCAUUUAACACAGGAUUUCAUCACUAUGUCAUUCUCUUGCAACAUGUGUUUGGCUUUGGAAAGAAAGAUGGAGGAAAGAUAGAGUGGAAAAUAAGUUUUUUUUCUUCAAUUGUUUGGUAGGAGAAAGUGGAAAGAAAGAAAAUUAAAACUUUUCUCCUUUUAUUUGAUUACACUGACAGUGAGAGGGAAAAUAAACAUUGUAAGAUGACAUAAGCAUUAUUAGCAAGUAAAGUGGGACUUAAUGAUACUUUUAACUACUUUUUUUUGUUGUGAAAAA
Medicago truncatula (barrel medic) is the source of this 1566-nucleotide messenger RNA. Its product is annotated as pseudouridine-5'-phosphate glycosidase. The record is from RefSeq and is a predicted model, not a curated record. Bases 160 to 1182 code for a protein of 340 amino acids. Gene Ontology annotation, molecular function: pseudouridylate synthase activity; hydrolase activity, acting on glycosyl bonds. Lineage: Eukaryota; Viridiplantae; Streptophyta; Magnoliopsida; Fabales; Fabaceae. Gene Ontology annotation, cellular component: cytoplasm. The transcript has 14 exons.